Molecule: messenger RNA, 989 nt
Organism: Lingula anatina
Lineage: Eukaryota; Metazoa; Brachiopoda; Lingulata; Lingulida; Lingulidae
Source: RefSeq, a predicted model, not a curated record
UGAAUGUUGCGUAGAAUUUGGCACACUAUACACAGUGCCUAGUCAGUUAAAAUAAAAUGGGGCUCGGGGCAGCUAGCAGAUUUGUCCUGGUUUGUGUAAGCAUCUCAAUAGCGGCAGUGGUGGCGGCGUCAAGUGCCAGCACAGGAUGUAGCUUCGACAGCGGUGAAUGUCGCUACAACGUCUUGUUGUCACAUGAACAAGGGAAGUGCUCGAAUUCAAGUGACAGCGUGGUCCAGGAGACGCGCGACCUUAUCUCAAGCCUCACCGCCCAUCUACAGAACAUCUACACGUCUAUUGGCAACAAAGAUGCCAGUAGUGCUGGGUCCGGGUGUUGCAGUGACGUUCUGGGCACCUUGAGCGUUCUGCAAUUGAAAGUCGACGAACUGGACAAGCAACAGAGAGAGGUGUUUAGAAAUAAGCUCGACGCUCAAGAGCUUAUGAUAACCGAGCUGAGAAACCAACAAGCUAACACCGAUAAACUUGUGAAGACUUUGUCUUCUCAGCUUGCAAUCCUACAGGCUCAAUGGCAACUUGCUAAAGCAACAACCGUUACACCUACAACCACCACAUCUACGCCAAGCACAACUACCACAAUCACGCCAAGCACAACUACCACAACUACUCCAAGCACAACUACCACAAUGUCAACAACAACAACCAGCACUGCACCACCUACAACUGCUGGAUGUCCGGGUGGAUUUGUGCGGAAGGGGGCGUCUUGCUACUACUUCACACAAGCAGAUAAAGCUAAAUCAAGCCUCUCCUGGCAAGACAGUAGGGCCACAUGUCAGAGAAUGGGCGCAGAUCUAGUAUCGAUUGAUUCCAGUGAUGAAUAUCAGUUUCUGAAGUCACAGUGUAUGAGGGUGUCCAGAGUAGCGGGAUGGUGGACAGGUGGAAAUGACCUUGACACUGAAGGGAGAUGGGAAUGGAUCGCAAACAAAAAGCAAUUAGGAUAUACAAUGUGGUAUCCAGUCGUCCCAGUGUCUUAG